AUGCUACAUUUUUAUACAUAUUACAAAUAUUCAAUACUUACAUUUGAUAAAGCAAUUGCAGGUACCUUUUUGGUACAGCAACCUUCAAGUCGGGAAAAUGCACCAAUAAAGUUGAUUUUACGUUUAGCAAAUUUAAAGCAUGUAGAUCAUAACAAUAACAAUAAUUCACAAAUACAAAUGGAAGGCAGAAAAUUUGCAAAAAGUGCUAAUGCAAUCAGAGAUCAACUUGACAUCAUAAAGGGUAAGAUGAGGCGUCAAGAUACCAAGACUGAUGCUUCAAUACAAGAAUUAGAUGCUCAUAUGGCUGAUGCCUUGGAAAUGUUAAAUAAUCUUGAAUCAGCUUAUCAACAUUUGAUAGCUCCUGAUGUUGGAGAUGAAAGGUACCGUGAAAGAUUUGAUGAACAACUAAAUCAGUUUAAUUUGGUAGAAGCUUGGAUUAAAGAAGUAAAAAUUUGGUUCAAAGAGGCUCUUCAAGAAGGUAAAGUACCUGCUACUCAAGAACAGGUUGAUGAAUGGCAAGAUGAUUAUGAUAAAUUGGAAUUAGAAGUUGAGAAAUUUGAUGCUGAAGAUAUGACUAGAUUAAGAGCUCAUUAA
Molecule: messenger RNA, 594 nt
Organism: Entrophospora sp. SA101
Lineage: Eukaryota; Fungi; Glomeromycota; Glomeromycetes; Entrophosporales; Entrophosporaceae
Source: the annotation of a GenBank genome assembly